CAUCCAACGCAACGCGUGCUCUCCUUAAACCUACACCGCUUCGCACCGCAACAACGAACUUCCCCCAUUAUAUAAAAACCUUUACACUCUUUGCUUUUCAUUUUGCUCAGUUUUCCCUCUCCUUUCAAAAACCAAAAUCAAUUUUGUCUGUUUGUCCUCCAAAGAAAUGUCUACUUUCGGUGCUGCCGCUGCUAAUCAUAACCCUAAUAAAUCAUUUGAGGUUUUGCAACCGCCCAGUGAUUCUGUUUCAAGCCUUAGUUUCAGUCCCAAGGCCAAUAUCUUGGUUGCCACUUCAUGGGAUAAUCAGGUGAGAUGUUGGGAAAUAUCACGGAAUGGUACAGCUGUUGCUAGUACGCCAAAGGCAUCAAUUACUCAUGAUCAACCGGUUUUGUGCUCAACUUGGAAGGAUGAUGGAACAACAGUUUUUUCUGGAGGCUGUGACAAGCAGGUUAAGAUGUGGCCUUUACUGUCUGGUGGUCAACCAAUGACAGUUGCCAUGCAUGAUGCCCCUAUUAAAGAGGUUGCCUGGAUCCCAGAAAUGAACUUGUUAGUCACAGGCAGCUGGGACAAGACAUUAAAGUAUUGGGAUACAAGGCAGCCAAAUCCAGUGCAUACUCAACAACUUCCUGAUCGCUGCUAUGCACUCACAGUAAAAUAUCCAUUGAUGGUUGUGGGCACUGCUGAUAGAAAUCUAAUAGUUUUUAACUUGCAGAAUCCUCAGACUGAAUACAAGAGAGUUGUCUCACCCUUGAAGUAUCAGACAAGAUGUGUUGCUGCCUUCCCUGACCAGCAAGGUUUCUUGGUUGGUUCAAUUGAGGGAAGGGUUGGCGUACACCACCUUGAUGAUGGACAACAGAAUAAAAACUUUACCUUCAAAUGCCACAGGGAUGGCAGUGAGAUAUAUUCAGUCAACUCGUUAAACUUCCAUCCUAUACAUCACACUUUUGCCACUGCAGGGUCUGAUGGUGCUUUUAAUUUUUGGGACAAGGAUAGCAAACAGAGACUAAAGGCCAUGUCAAGGUGUAGUCAACCCAUACCUUGUAGUACUUUCAACAAUGAUGGGUCAAUAUUUGCAUACUCGGUUUGUUAUGACUGGAGUAAGGGUGCUGAAAAUCACAACCCAUCAACAGCAAAGACCUACAUUUUCCUGCACUUGCCUCAGGAAUCUGAAGUUAAAGGCAAGCCACGAGUUGGAACAAGUGGUAGAAAGUGAAGGUUGCUUUUGGUUAGAAAAUGAUUGAAACUAGAGGAAAGGAUUUGUCAUUUUCUUUUUCUGGUUCCUAGAUGGCCAUUGCUUAUCCCCGUAUGAAACUAGGAUAAGAAUGAGUUGUGUGUACAUUAGGAACAUUUCCCCAUGGGUUAUUUAUCUCCUUCGGUUGGAUGUUCAAUGGUUUAGGGUUUAGAAUCUAUAGAGUUGCCGCUCCCUCGCUGGUUGUUCGAACAUCCUGUCAUUCCUUCUCCCAUUAUAGCAACUGGGAUAUGAAUUGAGUUACCUGUCUAACUAGAAUGCUGCCCCUUGGGUAAUUUGUGAUCAAUGUUUGGGCUGAAGAGUCCAUAAGAGUGGUUGCUCCAUUGUUGGCUGUUUGAAAAGCUUACUUUUAUGAGGGUUGACAAAUUUUCCAAGUUUUUUAGGUCUCUCAUUUAAAAACAUUAUAACUUGGCGAUGAAUGAUCUAUUCUUUUCUCCUUUUGAAGCAAUUUUUGCAGCACGUAAA
Molecule: messenger RNA, 1714 nt
Organism: Theobroma cacao (cacao)
Lineage: Eukaryota; Viridiplantae; Streptophyta; Magnoliopsida; Malvales; Malvaceae
Product: Transducin/WD40 repeat-like superfamily protein
Molecular function (GO): protein binding
Source: RefSeq, a predicted model, not a curated record